AGCAAGAGAAGGGAGAAGCUUACGACAGUGACAGAAGGCCUAGUGUGUAAAGUUUAAUAAUUUAUUUGAAGGACCGGAUUGGUUUUGAAUUUCUGUAAUCAAGUACAAAAAUUGUAUAAUAACCUGAAUUUAAUUUAUUUUAUUAUUUAUAACUAAAAUGCAUUGUCUAAAAGGUGGCUUUCUAACUCAGACUUGCAAAGUCUUUGGUUCUAGGUUUCAGCGGGGAUUUUCAAAGGCAGCUGCUGGUGGAGUUGAUGUAGCCGUUGAUUUAAAAGGCCAAAUAGAUGCUCGACCUUUAUAUUUGGAUUUCCAAGCAACAACACCACUGGACCCUCGAGUGUUAGAUGAAAUGCUUCCGUAUUUAUGCCAACAUUGGGGAAAUCCACAUUCACGAACUCACGCUUAUGGAUGGGACAGUGAAAGGGCAAUGGAACAUGCUAGAAAGCAAAUAGCUGAACUGAUCGGAGCAGACCCCAGAGAAAUUAUUUUCACAUCAGGAGCAACAGAGUCGAAUAACCUUGCAGUCAAGGGUGUGGCUAGGUUCUACGCUAGCAAGAAGAAACACGUCAUCACCACACAAACUGAACACAAAUGUGUGUUGGAUUCGUGUCGUCAGCUGGAAGGGGAGGGGUUCCAGGUGACGUAUUUGCCUGUGGACGACGGAGGUCUGAUAAGUCUGGAACAGCUGGACAAAGCUAUCACAGAGCAGACGUCUCUGGUGUCCAUCAUGACUGUCAACAACGAGAUCGGCGUCAUACAGCCAAUCGAAGAAAUAGGAAGGCUGUGUAAGGCAAAGAAGGUCUUCUUUCACACAGACGCAGCACAAGCUGUUGGCAAAAUACCUUUAGAUGUCAAUAACCAGAACAUCGACUUGAUGUCCAUCAGUGGUCAUAAAAUUUAUGGUCCAAAAGGUGUGGGAGCUCUGUAUGUCAGACGUAGACCUCGUGUGAGAGUAGAGCCUCUACAGAACGGAGGAGGACAGGAGCGUGGCCUGAGGAGUGGCACUGUGCCUACCCCACUGGCUGUAGGACUAGGGACUGCUUGUCAGAUUGCACAGGAAGAAAUGGAGUACGACCAUGCUUGGAUGGAGAAGCUGUCAACUCGUCUGAUAGACACCAUCAUGUCAGAGCUGCCAAAUGUUAUCAGGAACGGUGAUCCUGACCAUGUAUAUCCUGGCUGUGUAAACCUCUCCUUUGCCUACGUUGAGGGUGAAUCACUACUGAUGGCACUGAAGGAUGUGGCGCUGUCUAGCGGCAGCGCGUGUACAUCAGCCUCCCUGGAGCCUUCGUAUGUUCUACGAGCCAUCGGAACUGAUGAAGACCUGGCCCAUUCCUCCAUCAGGUUUGGAUUUGGAAGGUUCACAACAAUGGAAGAGGUAGACUACACAGCUGAACGGACAAUUAAACAUGUCAAGAGGCUGAGGGAAAUGAGCCCCCUAUGGGAAAUGGCACAAGAGGGAAUUGAUCUAAAAUCAAUCAAGUGGUCUCAACACUAAAUUUCUACAGGACAUUUUCCACAAUCAACAACCUGAUAAAAUUAGUGUAAAAUUAAGCAUGUCACUUAUUGUUGCACUCAUAUUUUUAGAAUAAUGAUUUGAAGACAUAAUUACAAUAUACCCGUUGGCUGUAAAAAUGUUCUGUUUCUAUAUUUAGAAUAUAGUGUAAAGUUGAUGUAUAUGAAAUAAAUGUGAUACUUUAUUUUA
Molecule: messenger RNA, 1702 nt
Organism: Macrosteles quadrilineatus (aster leafhopper)
Lineage: Eukaryota; Metazoa; Arthropoda; Insecta; Hemiptera; Cicadellidae
Product: cysteine desulfurase-like
Exons: 11
Coding region: 158-1495 (445 amino acids)
Biological process (GO): [2Fe-2S] cluster assembly
Cellular component (GO): mitochondrion; nucleus; cytosol
Molecular function (GO): pyridoxal phosphate binding; cysteine desulfurase activity
Source: RefSeq, a predicted model, not a curated record